AAAAUAGCAUAUCGCUACAAGUACUUAAUCCAUUCAAGACGGCGUGACCUGAAGUGUCUCUGUGUUGAGCUGGUGACAGGAACGCGUCGUUUGACCCAGAAUUCAACUCUCGCGAGAGCAAAACUGAGCGAGAUUAACGUGCUCGUGGGGAAACUGUCGAGACAAAACAAAAGCCACACAGUACACACAUUUCAGCCACCUGGCGCUGGUCGCUUGUUAUUCGCAUUUUGUUUGCUUGUUCCUCCUUUCCCGGAUUUCAUAUUCUUGACGAAAUUGUUCAACGAUGCCGAGCAGCACGUCUUUGCUGGAGGCCGACGAGGGAGAAUCCGAGGUCCCGCCGCCGCCGCUAGUGCACGCUUUCGCCGGCAUGGGCCUCGACGAGCACCUUGGCCCCCAAAGUCAGACGGCAUCCGAGCAAUCGGAUGAAAGUUCAGCCUUAUACCACCACCACCUCAUCCCGGCGUCCCGCUUUAACCUCCUCGGUACGGUCCUCGACUUGAAGCCACUGCAGCAUCGACCACCUUCGGGAGACGAAGGAAACGUCACGCCCGAGGACGAAGACCCACAAGUUGCAACCACGUCGGGUAGCCCGUUGCUUUCGCAGGCCCAUCAAUAUAUGCAUUCUGCGGGGCAGGCUGGCUCCGCGAUGCCGUCAGCUUUGGAGCAUGUGGAGACGGUGUUGCUGUACAAUGGAGACGAAGGGGGGGAUGACACCGGCGUGUACUGCGGAGAGCCGGGCGGUGGCUGCUUCGAGGCCGAGGCGUCGCUCCUCGCUCGCCGGAAAAGUGUCAACACGACUGAAUGCGUGGCCGUGCCCAGUUCCGAGCACGUCGCGGAGAUCGUGGGCCGACAGGGUUGUAAGAUUAAAGCACUCCGAGCCAAGACCAACACGUACAUCAAGACGCCGGUGAGGGGCGAGCAGCCGGUUUUCGUUGUGACUGGACGCAAGGAAGACGUAUGCAUGGCCAAGCGGGAGAUUUUGUCAGCCGCCGAGCACUUCUCCCUCAUCCGGGCAUCCCGGAACAAAGCGGGCUCUCUGUCUGUGGCGUCCGGGCCGGGGAUCCCCACUUUGCCCGGACAGACCACCAUUCAGGUGCGGGUGCCAUACCGUGUCGUCGGACUGGUUGUGGGUCCAAAAGGGGCGACCAUCAAGCGCAUCCAGCAGCAGACGCACACCUACAUCGUAACGCCGAGUCGCGACAAGGAGCCCGUGUUUGAGGUGACGGGGAUGCCGGAGAAUGUCGACCGUGCCCGCGAGGAGAUUGAGGCGCACAUCGCCCUGCGCACGGGCAACUGCGGGGGUGGCGUAGAGGCACCCGGCGCGGACAACAACGACUUCCAAUUCAACGGCACGGACGUCAGCUUCGACAACAACGGCGAAGCCGGGUGGUUCCUCGCGGGCGGCCUCCUCCAGGCGAACCUGAGCGGCGGAGGCAACCAGCGGGCUAAUGCGGCCGGCGGUGGUCGCAUCUCUUCCACCUAUCGCAACGACAGUUCCAGCUCCCUGGGCAGCGGCUCCAGCUCCACCGACUCCUUCUAUGGAGGAAGCGGCGGCGCCGCCAACCGCAUGGCUGACUUCAGUCCCACUUGCUCAUUCAACGCGAAUUCCAACAACAACAAUAACAGCAGCAACGACGACAACCCAGGGGCCACCAGCUUCUGGUUCGGAGACUCUGAGCCCAACGCGGCGGCGGGCGGGAGCUGUUCAUCGGGAUUCGAACCCCUUACAGUCUCCACAGGCGGUGCGCCGCUGCACAACUGGAGCCCCUUUGUGGACCACCAAAGUCUUCAGGCCUUGGACGGACGGCCCGCACAGACGAGUCAGCCCGGGACGCCCCGCCUCUCCCCCACCUUCCCCGGGGCCGACGCCCUGGAGCAUCCCCAGGCGCUGCACAUGCUCCGCGCUCCCUUCGGCGGUGGCCACCGCCCGCCCUCCUACUGCUCGGCCUUCUCUUCCUCCUCUGGCGACAGCUCGUCCUCAUCGCCGCCCGAGCCCUCCCUGGCCUAUGUGGCGGGGGCUUCAGCGGGUCAGGGCCGCCGCCCGGGCCCUGAUGUGUGCAUUCGCUGCCUGGACGGCCGGGCUGUGGCCGCCCUGGUCCCCUGCGGCCACAACCUCUUUUGCGCCAAAUGCGCCGCCCAAAUCUGCCAGUGUCCCGAUGCCACCUGCCCCGUGUGCCUGUCGCCCGUCACACGGGCCCUCCGGCUUCGCAACAUGUGACUGGCGAACGGCCAAGUCUUCAAAUGUAGCGACCAGAAAAUGUUUCAAACGUUUUAGCCACCUUUGAUUUUUUUUUUUAUUGUUUUUUUUUUUUGUUUGUUUUUUUUGGAGGGGGCGGAAUUUGCAGCCGACUCUCAUGACCGUCACCCUCCGCAGGGGGGUGCAAGUGAGCAUGUUUACAAACGGCAGGACUCCCGACCUUAUCGUAUUAACCAGUCGUAUUAUACAUUCACACAUCAUAUACUGAAGCGGCAUGAAAACCCGCCUUUUCUUUCUUGACACUCCACUGGGCGUCAACUCGUUACCUUAGCGGUGCUAUUUUUUUUUUUUUAAUUAGUUCCCAGGUUGCUGGGAGUCACUACGCCAGGAUCAAAGUCGUUUACAGUUAAAACUCGUGCCUGAAAUUAAGUUCCGAAAGAAAAAUCUGAUUGCUUCAAAAACAACCUAAAGCGUGGCCUUUUUUUUUUUUUUAGACUGAUGUAAUGUACACAUCAGGUUUAAAGUCUUAACACUUUUUUUUUUGCUUCCACAUCUUUUUUUGUGCAUACUUAGUAUUAACAUUCCUUUUACAAAAACUGCUGUAAAUGUAGGAACAACUCCUCGAAUGUUCUCCAGUGUUGAGAUUUUAUUUUUAAAAUUAAUCGUACGACCAAUUUCCUCGUUCUGCCACCAGGCCUAUGCAAGAGUCCGCUUGGGUUGGGAAAACCAGGGCGAGGAAAUAAAACGAGGGAUUUGAUGGUACUUUUUCAUUGGGACUCAGGGGCGGGGGGACGAUGUUUAUCCAUUCCUUACACCCCCAAAAUCAUCUCUUUUUUUGUUUUUGUUUUUUUGACGCAUGGGACUGUUGUCGGACGUUUAUGAGGGGAAAGUGCCUGGAAUGUAGACACUACACAACUAAAUUAAUGAUUUCGCUUCCGUUUUGUUUUUUGUUUUUUUGGAGGGGCUCGGCUUUUGAGUUUUCGCAUCAUAACUAAGCCGCACAAAAUAAACCUCCAGGUUCUCUCCCCUCCAAUCUUUAUCCGUCCUUUUUUUUGUUGUGUUAUUUCGAUGAGGGUGAAUGCAAUAUACACGGUCAACCCUCAGUUUAUUGUAUUAUAUUAAGGACUGAGAUAUACAGAAGUUAAUUUUUAUUUUGUUACAUUUCAUAUUCUAAAUAUAUAUGUAUCUUGACAAAGUAUCUAUAUUCCAAUGUUUACAAUAAGAUUUAAAUUUUUCUACCUUUUCUUUGCGCGGGCGAUAAAUGAAUUUGCAAUGCUUUCUCCGCUUCGUAGUUAGAUUUGUCGGAACGCCGCCACUGGAAAUAUGGAAUGUGUGUGCACAAGCAUGUCUGCGUUUAAUUAAAAAGAAAUGUAAUAAAGUACAAUUAAACCGUUGAAGAUAUGAGCUGCCUGCUAAUGCGUGUUUAAGAAAGUGUACAUUUUUUUAGUAGCCGUUUUUUGUGCUAAUUUUACUACUUUAUGUAUAUGUAGGGGGCAAGUCUUAUGGCAUAUAUAUAUAAAAAUCUCAAUUCAAAAUGGGGUGGAGUAAGGAGUUUAAAAAAAGUAGGACUAUAUUUUAUAAACGGGCCUUUUAAGUUAUUGCGGCCAAAGCACUGAUAUUAUUAUAUAUAUAUUUGCUGUAAAGAGAAUUUUAAGAGUUUUAUUUUUCUGAUAUUAAAGUUACUUAAUAAAGACGGUUUCAUUUAAAGCCA
Molecule: messenger RNA, 3908 nt
Organism: Hippocampus comes (tiger tail seahorse)
Lineage: Eukaryota; Metazoa; Chordata; Actinopteri; Syngnathiformes; Syngnathidae
Product: RNA-binding protein MEX3B-like
Exons: 5
Coding region: 284-2218 (644 amino acids)
Molecular function (GO): RNA binding
Source: RefSeq, a predicted model, not a curated record